Pochonia chlamydosporia 170 is the source of this 2718-nucleotide messenger RNA. RefSeq names its product ankyrin repeats (3 copies) domain-containing protein. Bases 1 to 2718 code for a protein of 905 amino acids. Gene Ontology annotation, molecular function: protein binding. Lineage: Eukaryota; Fungi; Ascomycota; Sordariomycetes; Hypocreales; Clavicipitaceae. The transcript has a single exon. The record is from RefSeq and is a predicted model, not a curated record.
AUGGCCAGGGCCUCAUUCUUGGAGCUCCCAGACGAGCUUAUCCUACUGCUGGCCGAUUGCCUGGUUGCAGAGACGGAUCUCAACCCCCUCGUUCGCACAAACAAACGCCUAAAUACAAUACUAGACCCAGUCCUAUAUACGCGCCAUGUUCGACUCUCGGCAAAACGAGCACGGCACAGCAACACCCACAAAGGUUGUUGGGCCUUGCUCUGGGCAGCGGCCCAUGGUCGACUACCCACGGCAAAGAAGGCAAUCCAAGCGGGGGCACAUAUCGACGGCAGAAUGAUGGCUCCCGAAGAUUCAGAUUUCGACAGUGAGCACAGUGAGGAUGAUGAAAGUGGUUGGGUCGAAGAAAUAGGUGCUUGGCCCUAUUACCAGACACCGCUGCUCCUGGCUUCCACCGCCGGGCAUACAACAAUCGUGAGGUUCCUGCUGGAAGAGGGGGCGGACGUGGAGGUGGAAGAGGGCAUCGGGUGUACUUCGCUCACAAGAGCCGCUGAAAUGGGCCAUGCCGAGGUUGUCCGUGUUUUACUAGAUGUUGGAAGGGCAAAUGUGAAUGCUCAGAAUCACUAUCAACACACGCCGCUCACGGAGGCAGCUGGGCAUGGGCACGCUGCAGUUGUGAAGAUGCUGCUGGACACGGGGGAUGUCGAUGCGGAUGUGCUGACCAGGAAUGACGAAACGGCUUUGACAAUGGCCAUCAGGAGGGGACACUCGGCUGUUGUCAAAGUUUUGCUUGAGUCUGGAAUGGUUGAGCCAGACUUGAAAGACCAUAAUGGCAUGACGCCGCUGCAUGUUGCCGUUCAGUGUCGGCAGGAGGAUAUUGUUCGAAUGCUCCUGGAAACGGGGCGGGUUAAUGCAAAUUCCAAGAACAUCUUUAGCAAUACGGCGGUGUCGUAUCUCUUCACAGGUGGGCCUUUUUCUGGGAUUGAAGACAGCAGGGCAGAAGGAAUUGCAAAUACACUACUGAGGUGGGAGGGCAUCGAGGUUGAAUCAGACUUCUGCUCGGUGGAUUCGUUCUUCCACUGGGCUAGCACGCACGGCUUUAUUGACGUUAUGAAGCUGCUUUUGGAGAUGAACCCGGGAAACGUUAAUACGGAGUGGAAUGAUGGAUGGGGUGGGCUUUCGCCCCUCCGAUGCGCCGCUGAAGGUGGUCAUGUCGAGGCAGUUGAAUUUCUCCUGAGGGUCUGCAACGUUGAUCCCAACACCAUGGCAGACGUGGACGGUCGCUCGCCACUCUCAGCAGCCGUAGCAAACAGCCAUAGUGCCGUCGUCAGGAUAUUGUUGGAUGGAAAAGACGUCAAUGUCAAUGCCGUCGAGAAGAACGGCAUGACACCACUGAAUUGGGCGGUCAAGGUCGGCCAUCGAGAUAUGACCCAAUGGCUUCUUCAACGUGGAGCAAGUCCUAUCGGGGCUAACGCGGCCACUGAUAUAUCCUUACUUCUCCAAGCAUGUGAUGACGACAGUUCUGAAAUUGCCGAGAUGCUCCUUGAAAAAGGUGCUGAUCCUUAUGCCGUCAACCCAGCUGGAUAUACAGCUCUACACUUUGCGUGCCGAAACGGAAAUAUAACGUUAGCAAACAGGCUCCUCGCUGCAGCCGCCAACUCCAAAAAAGCUGCGUAUAAUGGUUCUACGCCCCUUCUGGAGGCGUGCAAUGCAGGAAAUGAUGUCCUCUUUAACACGUUGCGAGACAAAGGCGCAGACCCCUUGACCACUUUGAAGACUGGAUGGACGACUCUCCACGGAGCUUGCAAGUCUGGAAAUGCAAGGCUCGUCGAAAUGCUGUUAUCAUAUAAUUUAGAAUCUCUCAUCACAGCCAAGACAUACAAAGAAAGCUCAAUGCCAGUGUAUGAAAAGGGAUCAACACCACUCUACGAGGCAUGUCGCUCUGGCAACCCUGAGAUAGUCUGUAUGCUACUCGCCAAGGGUGCAAAUCCAUUGAUCAGAGUGGCGAGUGGCCGAACGUGCCUCCAUGCUGCUUGCAACACCGGAAACAUCGCAACAAUGGAGCUCCUUCUGUCAAAGGGUGCUUAUCCUGUUUCACAGACAGAAUGGGCGUGGCGGCCAAUACAUGAGGCUGCUUCCCGAGGCCACUUGGAAGCUGUGAGGAUGCUACAUGAGUCUCAUGGCGUGCACGUCGAUUUUGAAGAUGACAAUCAGCGGACACCCAUUUUCUAUGCCGCCGCCAGAGGACACGAUGACGUUGUGAAGUACUUGCUGGAAAAUGGUGCCCAACAUGACUGCAGGGACUAUACUGGCUGUCCGCUGCUUUUUGUCGCCGCCAGGAAUGGUCAUGUCAAUAUUGUGCGGCGGCUCCUAGUGCUAAACCCAGCAGCGGCAGGAUACGAAGGGGCUAGAGGGGAGACCUUUGAGGAUUCCAUUCGCCUCCUUGACAAUGACGAGCUUAAGGAGCUCGUGAAGUACCCUCGCCGGUUUGUGCGCCAGGUUAAAGGUGCGGGUGGUUUGGAACGUCUGCUUCAAGAAACAACAGGUCGUGAGAACGAAUCUGUUUCCACCAGUCUAGAGAAGCAGCGGUGCUACUGUGAUAUAUGCACGUGUGUUCUUGUUCCUGGCACGGCAGCGUCAAGGUGCACGUCGUGUGAUAUGGGGGACUUUCUCAUUUGUCACGAAUGUAUGCGUGGCAGGACGCCCUGCAAAGGACCUCCUCUUGACGAUAGUCAUACUUGGGUACCUUAUCAAUGUAGGUGUGAUUUGUAA